GUUGGCAAGUAUGCGCGUGUGUGCUACACCUGAAAAGUGUUUACAAUUUGAUUAUUAUAACCCGCGAUCAUCGACCGUGUAUACGGCUUACCGGCUCGAUCGUGAUUAUCAUGCUGUCGUACACGAUAUGAAUUUUUUUUUUCUAAAUUGCCGCGCUCGCACAAGUGCGUAAUUUUUGUACUUGGACUCGGCGAUUCGUGACAUUCUAUACUUCGCAGCAGAAAUAUAUCGCAAAAGUGCGCAUGACUCGAGUCGUCGAACGGCCCUAGACGACGGAUUUUGCGUACUAUUAACGUCGUCGGGCGGUCAGCUGUUAUUCUGCUAUACUGCGCGUGUGUAUAUAUACACAUAGAUAGAAUCAUAUGUAGCUGUGCAGAAAAUCGACGGAGUGCGAGAAGUUUCGUGCGCGGUGUUGUAUAUAGCAGUGCAAUUGCAUCUCUAUCGCGAAACCACGUCGAUCGAUAAAGACUUCGGCGAGACAGCCUUAAUAACUUGAUCGUCUCUGUCUCUGUGUGUGGGUGUGCGCGAGUGAGUGUCUAUCAACGUUGCCAGUGACUGUGCCGGUAGAUACUCGAUAUAAACUCGUGCGAAAAAUAAAAAAUACAGAGAAGAGAACAUGUCGCGCUGCAUCAGGAGCAGCAGCCGCUUCGUACCCGGCAUCAUAGUGGCCAGCAGCACCGGAUGCGCCGCUAUGACUGUCAGGUGCCUCGGCAGCCGGCAUCUGUCCGGUCAACACGCCUCCUCGGCAUUUCUCAAUCAGUUCCUGAGCCCUAAUUCAUCAUUCGUGACACCAUUGAAGACCAGAGAGGAGCACUAUCAUCAGUUGCAGCAUGCCACACGCUUACCAGAAAGUUUGAGCUUGCAGCAACAGCAGCAGCAAAGCUUCGUCAAGAGUCACAGUGAUAAAAUUGACUGCGACGCUAGUGUGCUAAGAGGUGAUAAAGUUACAUUCUUAACGAGCUGUGAAAAUUAUCAGUCAAUGCCUCAAGGACUGAGACAAGGUUUAACUUGUGAGCGGUUGAAAUCUUCGCAAGAUGCUACUGUUACGACCAAGAAAACCAGUCGACAGGACUUGAAUUGGAAUAUUAUUACUCACAGAGCAACUUUUUUUGUAGCCAAUAAGUUCAGCGAUACAGGCAGUGUUUGUUUUGCUUCGCCUGCCAAGAAUACUGUGGACUUGUCUGGACAACAAUUAUGCAAAUUACAAACCAAGGAAGAGAAACGAAAUGAAUCAAAUGAAAAUCAUAAUAAAAAUCUGGAUCACAUAUAUCAAACAUUGAGCGUGGAUUUACCAAAUUUUUUCACCAAGUCGAUUGAUUAUAAAAUCUAUGAUCCUCAUGUAGAACUUGUAAAUAAUAUCAAAGGCACCUCUACAAAAGGAUUACCUGAAUAUGUUAAGCAAGCUGCGAUGUUAAGAAUUCUUGGUCAUUUAAAGUUUGCUUUUGUACGCCUAGAAGUUCUAAGAAUUACUAUGCAUACUCAGGAUAAUACUGUUAAAGUACGUUGGCGUAUUGUUGGAUUGACGGGAUUAAAUGUGGUAACUCGAUUUUGGAAGUUCAAAGUUUGGAAAAUAAGAGAAUCUGUCAAAGAUAUUGAAAGCUGGCACGAUGGAUUCUCCACCUUUUAUAUGAAUGAUAAGGGGCUAGUAUAUAAACAUGUCAUAGAUAAAGUAAUACCCGAUGAAGACACACAAAAGGCUAAGCCAAAAGAAGGCUUACCAACAACGAAACUGGCCCCUGGACUUACAUUUUCAGCUCUUGAGAAUAGUAGUUAGAUUUUAAAUAUUGUAUAAUAAUUUAAAAUUCUCAUCUAAUAGCUAGAAAUUGUUAUUCUAAAUAAAAGUAGCAAUCAUUUUUUACUUCUUUUUUUUUUGAAAUGGCAUGUAUGUGUAAGAUGAUUAAAAAUGCUUAUUUAUAUAUAAUAUAAAAAAAGUGUGAACAAACUUAUGGAAACAGAAUCAAAGAUCCACAGUUUGACUUGUAAAAUAAUUAUUGUACAUUAUCUAAUGUAUUAUUGAACUGCAAGUUUAAGUAAAACCCUUCAAAUUUCAAUCAUAGUAUCAUUGUUACAGUCGAUCUAUUAUAUCUGAAAAUUAUUGUUAGCUGUAAAUAAUACAGAAAAAGUA
Messenger RNA from Trichogramma pretiosum, 2125 nucleotides. RefSeq lists its product as uncharacterized. The coding region runs from base 617 to 1774 and encodes 385 amino acids. The record is from RefSeq and is a predicted model, not a curated record. The transcript is spliced from 5 exons. Lineage: Eukaryota; Metazoa; Arthropoda; Insecta; Hymenoptera; Trichogrammatidae.